AUUCUUGGCUUCAUGCUCUCUCCAAACAGGCUCAAGAUAGGUAUUACAGAUGGAUAUAUAUCCAAGAAAAAAUUAUGCCCCUCCUUUUGUUUCUCCAUCCACAGAGCCCCUGUGCUACAGUGGAGCAGCUUAGCUGCUGCAGCUGAUACUGAUAGAACAUUGCACUAACAUGAGCAUGUUUUGUAUUGUUGUACAGUCCACAGAUGGGAGAAAGGAAUGGGAUCUAGAUUCUGAGCAUCUGCUGUGUUCUCUGUGUAAAACUUACACUUUGAUGGUGGGGUCUCAUUCCAUAUUCCUUCAGUAGAAAUUUAUUGACCUGUUUAUCAUGUGCCCAGUUCUAUAGCAGAUGCCAGGAGAGUAGUAAUCAUAAAAGGUGCAGUCCCAGUCUUUUUGGAGCUUAUGAUCUAACAGUUUAGGGAACUGCUGGUUAAUUGAGAUAGUCCAUUGUCAGAGUGUUUACAGGGAUCAUGGUCCAGUGUGAGGAAUAACACUCCUCACCAGCAGUGUGCUUCCAAAGAAACUAGAGUUCUUAACUGUAAAAAUGAUGAUAAAAAGCAGCAUUUAUGCCUGGCAGAGAACUUCCUUUGCCUUCUUACCCCUAUUCUUUUACAGAGAACAUUCUUUUACCUCUGAUGAGGUAGCCAGACUCUGCCCAGGGAAGUUACCUCCGACCUGGGACACUUUGAGUGGGACACUUUAUCAUCUCUCUGGACUUCAGUAAAGUGAGAGAUGAUCCCUCAAUUUGGGACACUGUGUCCGAAGAAACGAGUGGCUUAGUAGAGCUGAGAUUCUUGGCCCCCAGUCAUCAUGAGCAAUCCAUUCACACACAUUGCUGAGCCACUGGAUCCUGUACAACCAGGAAAGAAAUUCUUCAAUCUGAAAAAAUUAGAAGAUUCUCGAUAUGAACGCUUACCAUUUUCAAUCAGAGUUCUCCUGGAGGCAGCUGUUCGGAACUGUGAUGAGUUUUUGGUAAAGAAGACUGAUGUUGAAAAUAUCCUAAACUGGAAUGUUAUGCAGCAUAAGAACAUAGAAGUGCCAUUCAAGCCUGCCCGUGUCAUCCUGCAGGACUUUACGGGUGUGCCAGCUGUGGUGGACUUCGCUGCAAUGCGUGAUGCUGUGAAAAAGUUAGGAGGAGAUCCAGAAAAAAUAAACCCAGUCUGUCCUGCUGAUCUUGUAAUUGAUCAUUCCAUCCAGGUUGAUUUCAACAGAAGGGCAGACAGUUUACAGAAGAAUCAAGAUCUGGAAUUUGAAAGAAAUAGAGAAAGAUUUGAAUUUUUAAAGUGGGGUUCCCAGGCUUUCCACAACAUGCGGAUUAUUCCCCCUGGCUCAGGAAUCAUCCACCAGGUGAAUUUGGAAUAUUUGGCAAGAGUGGUGUUUGAUCGGGAUGGAUAUUACUAUCCAGACAGCCUUGUGGGCACGGAUUCGCACACUACCAUGAUUGAUGGUUUGGGUAUUCUUGGUUGGGGUGUGGGGGGUAUUGAAGCAGAAGCUGUCAUGCUGGGUCAGCCAAUCAGCAUGGUGCUUCCCCAGGUGGUUGGCUACAAACUGAUGGGAAAGCCCCACCCUCUGGUAACGUCCACAGACAUCGUGCUCACCAUUACCAAGCACCUCCGCCAGGUUGGGGUAGUAGGCAAAUUUGUUGAGUUCUUCGGGCCAGGAGUAGCCCAGUUAUCCAUUGCCGACCGAGCUACAAUUGCUAACAUGUGUCCCGAGUACGGAGCAACUGCUGCCUUCUUCCCAGUUGAUGAAGUUAGUAUCAGGUACCUGGAACAGACAGGUCGUGAUGAAAAAACAGUAAAGCACAUUAAAAAAUAUCUCCAGACUGUCGGAAUGUUUCGAGAUUUCAAUGACCCUUCUCAAGACCCAGACUUCGCCCAGGUUGUGGAAUUAGAUUUAAAAACAGUGGUGCCUUGUUGCAGUGGACCCAAGAGGCCUCAGGACAAAGUUGCUGUGUCUGACAUGAAAAAGGACUUUGAGAGCUGCCUCGGAGCCAAGCAAGGAUUUAAAGGAUUCCAAGUUGCUCCAGACCAUCAUAAUGACCAUAAGACUUUUAUCUAUAAUAAGAGUGAAUUCAUCCUUACUCAUGGUUCUGUGGUCAUUGCUGCCAUUACGAGCUGCACAAAUACCAGCAACCCAUCUGUGAUGUUAGGAGCAGGACUGUUAGCAAAGAAGGCUGUGGAUGCUGGCCUGAAUGUGAAGCCUUAUAUCAAAACUAGCCUGUCUCCUGGGAGUGGUGUGGUCACCUACUAUCUUCGAGAAAGUGGAGUCAUGCCUUAUCUGUCUCAACUUGGGUUUGACGUGGUGGGCUAUGGCUGCAUGACCUGCAUUGGCAACAGUGGGCCCUUACCUGAACCUGUAGUAGAAGCCAUCACACAGGGAGACCUUGUAGCUGUUGGAGUACUAUCUGGGAACAGGAAUUUUGAAGGUCGAGUCCACCCCAACACCCGGGCCAACUAUUUAGCCUCUCCCCCCUUAGUAAUAGCCUAUGCAAUUGCUGGGACCAUCAGAAUUGACUUUGAGAAAGAGCCAUUGGGAGUAAAUGCAAAGGGACAACAGGUAUUUCUGAAAGACAUCUGGCCAAGCAGAGAUGAGAUCCAGGCGGUGGAGCGUCAGUAUGUCAUCCCUGGGAUGUUUAAGGAGGUCUAUCAGAAAAUAGAGACUGUGAAUGAAAGCUGGAAUGCCUUAGCAGUCCCGUCAGAUAAGCUGUAUUUCUGGAAUCCCAAAUCUACCUACAUUAAAUCACCACCAUUCUUUGAAAACCUGACUUUGGAUCUUCAGCCACCUAAAUCUAUAGUGGAUGCCUAUGUGCUAUUAAAUUUGGGAGACUCAGUAACAACUGACCACAUCUCUCCAGCUGGAAAUAUUGCAAGAAAUAGCCCUGCUGCUCGCUACUUAACUAACAGAGGCCUGACUCCACGAGAAUUCAACUCCUAUGGCUCCCGCAGAGGUAAUGACGCCAUCAUGGUACGGGGGACAUUUGCCAACAUUCGCUUGUUAAACAAAUUUUUAAACAAGCAGGCACCACAGACUAUACAUCUACCUUCUGGAGAAGUUCUUGAUGUGUUCGAUGCUGCUGAGCGGUACCAGGAGGCAGGCCUUCCCCUGAUUGUCCUGGCUGGCAAGGAGUAUGGCUCGGGCAGCUCCCGAGAUUGGGCAGCCAAGGGCCCUUUCCUGCUGGGAAUCAAAGCUAUCCUAGCGGAGAGUUAUGAGCGCAUUCAUCGCAGUAACCUGGUCGGGAUGGGGGUGAUCCCCCUUGAAUAUCUGCCUGGUGAGAAUGCAGACACUCUGGGACUCACAGGGCGGGAGCGAUACACUGUCAUCAUUCCAGAAAACCUCACACCACGAAUGAAAGUCCAGGUCAAGCUGGAUACUGGGAAGACCUUCCAGGCUGUGAUGAGGUUCGACACUGAUGUGGAACUCACUUACUUCCACAAUGGAGGCAUCCUCAACUACAUGAUCCGCAAGAUGGCCAAGUAGACCCUUGUUGCUUAUGAGACCUGCGCUUGGCGCUGCACCCAGGAAGAAGCCAUACCGUCAGCCAGCCGAGGCCUUGGUGGGGAAGCCUUCCCAAGUGGUCCACAGAGGGGUGCUACCCACAGACGGAGCGAGUGAGCACAGGGGUUUGGGUGCUAUUCCUGCAGGCACAAAGCCAGGAGUUUCUACGUUCUCUAUUUUUGUUAAUCUUCUUAAUCUUUUUCUAGAAUUUGAAAGCUAGAAAUGAUGGAAAUGUCAGUAGUGCCAGAAAGAGAACCAAGCUUGUCCUUAAACUUACUGAUCACAGGACAUUGAUUUUUCUCUCUUACUUAUUAAUCUAUAAUCAGCUGAAUGCAAACGAGACUUCUCAGAAGGUGUCUUCUGCCGUUUUGACUGUUCCUCUCUCAUCUCUGCUCAGUGAAAUUUUUCCCGUGAUGGUCAUUUUCCUUUCCACAUUCUACCAAUGUAAACUAACAUGGAUAGAUGAAAACUUUGCACAUUUCCAGUCAUAAUAGUGAUUGUGCUUCUCCCCCACCCUGUUUUUCCUUCGGAGUGAAUGAUCUAAAUACUCGUGGAUGGGUCAGAUGUUGAAGUUUUUUGAUAGAUCAACAUAAAAAGAAAUAUGAAGUUUUCUUCUACUAUCACAGAACUUUUGCCCAGAAAAUCAUUUGUCAAGAGACCUUUGUUUAGACAUGGUUUGGGAGACUGACACAGAACAUUUCUAAUAUGAAUAAGAUUAAAUCUAUUUUCAGUGAAAA
Otolemur garnettii (small-eared galago) is the source of this 4232-nucleotide messenger RNA. It is a transcript of the gene ACO1, whose product is annotated as aconitase 1. Bases 808 to 3477 code for a protein of 889 amino acids. The record is from RefSeq and is a predicted model, not a curated record. The transcript has 21 exons. NCBI's taxonomy places the organism in Eukaryota, Metazoa, Chordata, Mammalia, Primates, Galagidae. Gene Ontology annotation, cellular component: cytosol; mitochondrion. Gene Ontology annotation, molecular function: 3 iron, 4 sulfur cluster binding; aconitate hydratase activity; iron-responsive element binding. Gene Ontology annotation, biological process: citrate metabolic process; tricarboxylic acid cycle.